GUGAUUCGGUUUAUUCGCACCGGCCUGGCAACCAACCAAAAGCUCUUUUUAGUAAAAUAAGCCUAGAAUUAGAUAGUAAAUAAAGCGAUGUCCCAGGCGACUCCACAACCCAGUGAUAUGCAGUCCCUCCGCUGUCUGCACUGCAUGAAGGUGAUUCGUUGCUCCCGCUAUGAUACUAGUGAACUGGUGCGCCAUAUCAAGCAGGACCACCCAGAGAUCUACGCGGUGACCAGUGACAAGAUCAAGAAUCUGCACAAGCUGGCCGCCGAUCAUGGCAUCAGCGAAGAGCGUCUCUCGAAGAUUAGCAAGAUGACUGGGCUCUCGGAGUCCCAGAUGGCCGAGGAGGCGGACAAAUACAUGGCCAAGAAGAAGAGUUCUACGCGGAGUGGUGGCUCCGGCGCUGGGGAGCCAGCGGCCUGCAGUGGGGCAUCCUCGAAGGCGGAGAAGCCCAGCUGCCCGUGUCCAUGUCCAGGUCCCUUGGACAAGGCGACGUCGCACCGAAGGAGCUGCUAUCGGGCCUCCAUUGAGCGCUGGUCUCCGGCGGAGGGUCGCAUCUUCUGCCCCUGCUGCGCCUGCAGCAAGCGACCGCUGAUCAAGGCCGCCUCGGAGAUCGCGGACAACGGCUGCUGUGCCGCCUGGGUCGUCUCCUGCUGGCCCCUCUGCUUCCUGCCCUGCCUGAUGUCCGGGGAUAACAAGGAGUACCUGUACUGCUCCAACUGCCGCACCUUCCUCGGCAUCUACGAUCGCGAAAAUCGCUGUGUGCAGCCCAGCAAGGAAUUUGUUUCCUGCAGCAAGUCGGCCACGCCUCCGCCCAAAUCGCCGCUCCAUCCGCCGCCCGAAAAGUCCUAGAAUAACUUUUAUUGGACCUUGUAUUUUUAGUUAUUAAAUUGUUUGUGAAUCUUGUAUAUUGUAUCCUGUAACAAAAUUUUA
Molecule: messenger RNA, 930 nt
Organism: Drosophila takahashii
Lineage: Eukaryota; Metazoa; Arthropoda; Insecta; Diptera; Drosophilidae
Molecular function (GO): DNA binding
Source: RefSeq, a predicted model, not a curated record